AUGUCGCCCAAAACACAAGAGCCGCAGGUCAUCUCCAUCACAGAUCUACAUCCUGCACAGGCGAAAUGGGUUUCGCUCAAGAAAGUUGAUUUCAUAGACCAGACGGGCACUGCUCGCACCUGGGAGGUUGCCGUUCGCAAGACAACUCCCAAGGCUGGCGUUGACGCCGUGGCCAUGGGUAACAUCUUCAUGCAUCCUUCUAAGCCGCCGAGCACCUUGCUGGUCCUCCAGUAUCGGCCGCCGAUUGGCAAAUACACUGUUGAAUGGCCCGCUGGAUUGGUUGACGAGCACGAGACGCCAGAGGAAGCUGCGGUCCGAGAAAUGAAGGAAGAAACCGGAUACGACGGAAAGGUCUUUGACGUAUCGCCUGUUUUAGCAAGUGAUCCUGGAAUGACAAAUUCCACGAUCAAGCUGGUGAUGGUGGAAGUGAAGCUGAGCGGCGAAGAAGAUUUUAUGCCAGAACAAAGACUAGAUGAUGGGGAGUUGAUCGAAAGGGUGAUGGUGCCGUUGGACGAACUUUAUGAGAGGUUGAUGAAGUGGGCCAACCAGGACAACUACAUGGUUGCGGCAAAGCUGUUCUACUUCGCGGCAGGUGUGAAUUUUGCGAAGAAGGGAGGCUAUAUCUGA
Messenger RNA from Cladophialophora psammophila CBS 110553, 627 nucleotides. RefSeq lists its product as uncharacterized. Gene Ontology annotation, molecular function: ADP-ribose diphosphatase activity. Gene Ontology annotation, biological process: nucleoside phosphate metabolic process; ribose phosphate metabolic process. Lineage: Eukaryota; Fungi; Ascomycota; Eurotiomycetes; Chaetothyriales; Herpotrichiellaceae. The transcript has a single exon. Gene Ontology annotation, cellular component: nucleus. The coding region runs from base 1 to 627 and encodes 208 amino acids. The record is from RefSeq and is a predicted model, not a curated record.